Molecule: messenger RNA, 7881 nt
Organism: Pygocentrus nattereri (red-bellied piranha)
Lineage: Eukaryota; Metazoa; Chordata; Actinopteri; Characiformes; Serrasalmidae
Gene: camsap3
Product: calmodulin regulated spectrin-associated protein family, member 3
Exons: 18
Coding region: 403-4692 (1429 amino acids)
Biological process (GO): neuron projection development; negative regulation of microtubule depolymerization; cytoplasmic microtubule organization
Cellular component (GO): microtubule minus-end
Molecular function (GO): microtubule minus-end binding; spectrin binding; calmodulin binding
Source: RefSeq, a predicted model, not a curated record
GAUUCGCCCAGAAACGCAGCACGAUGCGGACUCUGAAACGGGGUCAAAAAAUACACCAUUAUCUGGAAAGUCGCUGAACAACCGCACCUCUGUGGGACCCCCAGAGUCGCCCCGGUGUGUCCGCUGCCCGUUUGGAUGUCUGAAAAGAAGAGAAAGAGGGAAUAUUUUUCACAGAGGAACCACUUUUUCCCAGGCUAGGCUACUCCUUUCGUUUUUUUCCCUGUGGGGAAAAGAAGCAGAGGAGGAGGAGGAGGAGGACGCCACCCGAGAGCUAACCGUAUUUCACCAGACUGAAUGAGGUGGGAUUACUGAAAGGAUGACUGCUUGAUUUAUUUCCCGGUUUCGACCCUUUCUACGGCUCUACCUCGCCUUUCCCCCCUCCGACCUCCCUCCGGACUCGCUAUGGUGGACUCGAGUGCGAUGAGGAAGACUUUCGUGGUCCCGGACAUAAAGCCUUUGGAUCAGUACGAUUUCAGCCGAGCCAGGAUCUGCUGCAGUGUGGGCUGGCUGCUGGCGAAAUCCUACGGCAAUGCAGAGAAUGUUCCGGUGGAGCUACGAGACCCCUUCUAUUGUGACCAGUACGAGCAGGAGCACCUGAAGCCGCCCGUGACCCGGCUGCUGCUGUCACCUGACCUCUACUGCCGCACUUACAGCCUGCUACUGGCCGGAGGCUCCGGGACUGAGGCGCCUCCCAGAGACUAUGCCGCCCUCCUGCAGAGCCUCAGCAAAAAGGGCCUGGCUCCAAAAGAUCAGAACAUCCCUGUGACUGAAGCUGACCUCAGCCACAAGCCCAUCAAAAUGACUGCCCACUUGGCUUUGAUAGAUGUGCUGAUGGCGGUGGGUGCCAUGGAGACGUUGAGCACGGUGCGGGCGAGUGGAGGAGCGGAUCUGAUCAAGGGAGAGGCUGACUGGGAGAGUGCCCUGCUGCACUGGGUCAACACGUUAAAUCAGAAGCUGAAGGAAAGGACAGAGAAUGACCAAACCCAGCCUAGCACUGAGCCACAGCCUGUUCAGCCCUCGUGUCCCACCCGCUGGUACUGGAAACUUGUUCCUCUCCGGUACAGGAAGGAUAAGAUGCUGUCUAAGCUCAAGCCAUGUUUUCCUGUGGUGAAGGAAGUGACUGAUCUCUCCAAUGGCUGUGCCAUAGCUGCUGUCAUACACUACUACUGCCCUGACCUGCUGCACCUAGAAGAUGUUUGCAUGAAGGAUUCAAUGUCUCUGGCUGAUAGUCUGUACAAUCUUCAGCUCAUUCGGGAGUUCUCCGACAGCUGUCUGAAGAGCUGCUGCCACCUAGUGUUAGAGGACAUGCUUUACAGCCCUCCAGAGUUACAGGUGAAUAUACUAAGCUUUCUGGCAGAGCUCCUGUAUUGGUUUGAGGUUUCGAAGCCUGAGUUUGUUCAGCCACUGCAGGCCCCAGAGCUAACUGAACCCUGUGGUAGGACUGAUGGUGGCAACAGUGGAACCAGCAACAGUAGCUCUCCCUCGAUCUUUAAAAAGCCCUUUCUGCCGAUCUCCUCCCCCGUCACCCCAGCUCCAGGCUCUUUGACUCAGUCUACCUCAAUGUCUCAUGUAGAAGCGGCUGGGCAAACAUGGACUAAGAAGCCUCCCAGUCGCUCCCUGUCCUCUGCAGUGUCCUUCAGCAUUCCCUUCGGUCUAGACAGCGAUGUGGACAUAGUGAUGGGCAACCCUGUGAUAACCCGCUCAGUUAGCUCUGAUAACCUAAAUCCCUUAGGACAGCCCAUGACACGUGUCCCAUACACUCCUCCAGAGGACCUCACUCACCUACUGAGCAAGCCUUCAGGCCCCAAUGGCCCACACCGUGCCUCCUGGGCCACCCAGAGCCCAAAGGUGCCCCUACUGGCUGAGGAGAAUGGCCUGGAUGAGGGCGAGACAGGUGAGUUGCCCACCAUUGAGGAGGCCCUGCAGAUCAUCCACAAUGAGGGCAAAAUGGAGCCCCGGCUGCAUCCAGAUGGGGCGCCUGACGGCUUCUACUUGCACUCACCGGAUGAUCCAUCCAACCGCAGACACAAUGGCGGCCCGGCGACCCUCAGUUGCUCUGCCCCUUCUAACUCAGGAAUGCAGCACCGGCCAUCUGGGGUCACACGUGAGCCUGGCCGUACCAGACACACAUCAGAGGGGUCAAGAGAUGACGACUCUGUGCUCAGAGAUGGGAGCGUGGAUUCAGACGCAUCUGAGGAGCUCCCCAAAAUGCAUUCUACGCCCGCAGCCCCUGCAGGAGGUGCAAGAAUUGUCCGCCCCCAGGGUGCUGAGACCCCAGACAGUGGAAUAAAAAUGACCAGCUUUGCUGAGCGCAAGAAGAAAGUAGUGCCAGAGCAGCCCACACCUAGCGAGGAAGCAGCCCCGCAGAUGACUACAUGGGCAGCAAAGAAGGCAGAAGAGAGCCCUGGCAAAAGCCCGACUCUCAGCAAUGAGAUGUCUGAGUUGGGCGCCAGGCUUGAGGAGAAGCGCAAGGCCAUUGAAGCACAGAAAAAACGCAUUGAGGCCAUCUUCGCCAAGCAUCGACAGAGGCUGGGCAAGAACGCCUUUUUGCAGCUCAAGAAGGAGGAAUCCGAAGAGGGAGGCCAGGGAGAGAUCGGUACCUCCUCUGCCGAGCUAGAUGAGAGAUUAGCACGCUUGGAGAGUGAGGAACGACAAGAUGAGGAGGAGGAGCAGAAGAAACAGCGCUCUCUAUUGGAGGAUGAGGGUAAUGCCUCAAAGCAAGCCUCCAUACAGCAAGCCCCUAAAGAAAAGCCAGUGGCAGGUACACUGGGAGAAAAGAGCACAGUCCCUCUGGGUGACUACAACAAUGCUGUAUCAAAGCUGAACGCGGCUCUCAGCUCACUGCAGAGCGAUAUGCAACGGCUAUCCGAGCAGCAAAGUCAGCUGAUGAAGAAGAAGGGCCAACCCUCCAACCAAGCCUGGGUAAUCCCACCCAGCACAAAAACAUCUACUCCAGCACCUCCACGAAUAUCCAGAGAGUCAACCCGUGAAAUGCCCCCCACCUCUGCCUCCUCAUCCCCCUCCCCAUCCCGCCGGAUCACUGCUCAGGCCAUGCCCCCUAAGUCACCUGGCUCCCACCGCCGGGCGCAGUCUGCACCCCCCAAAAGCCCCAAACACCACCAACCCCACUCACGGUCAUCAGACCUUAAGACACCCACACUCACUCGAGUUAUCACGGCCCCUCAAAGUGUGGACAGCAUCCCUCACCGGCGCAGGUUGUCCCCAUGGCAGUACCGCGACCAGACCUCGUCCUCCUUUAGCAUUGGCUCGCCAGCAAGCCAGAGUGAAUCGCGACCAGCUUCUCAGCUAUUUCGACCAGAGGAUGACAACCAUUCAGAGGCUGGUUCUAGCGAAGACCGCACUAUCUUCAGCCUGGACCUGGAAGGAGGCUCCACUGGUCAACCCAUGACAAGGAAAGAGUACCUGUCUGGUGGCGGCAGCUCUGGAGCACCGUCCGAAUGCUCCUUUGAAAGCGAUGUCCAGCCACCUUCCAUUAGUGGCAAGCGCGGCAGUCUAAUAGAAAUCUCACUGUCUUCACUGAGAGGGCUGGAGGGAGAGGAUACUGACCAUGGUCCUGAUGCAAUUUCCGACUCUAUGAGUGACCUGACGGAUCCAGAGAUGAGGCCAGGAGUUGGAUUCUUCUUUAAGGACGAGGCUCGGCCAGAAGACGAGAUGGCUCAGAGGAGAGCUGCAUUGCUGGAGAAGCAGCAAAAGAGAGCUGAGGAACUAAAGAGAAAGAGACAGGAGCAGGAGAGAGAGAGGGAAGCAAGCCGAAGUGGCUCUGUGGAUGAAUUGCGGACAGCUGACAGAGUGGACCAACCCCAGACACCUUGCACCCCGCCCCCAGCACGCACCCCUCCGCCUGAGGGUACCCCACAACGGCGUGGAGACUUCACUAGGCAGGAGUAUGAACGCCGUCAGCAGCUCAAAAUCAUGGAGGACCUGGACAAAGUACUGCGGCAGAAACCUACCACUGUCCGAGGAGUCAAGAAACAGCGGCCCAAAACGGUGUUUCAUGAUGACUCUGCCCUCUCCCGCAGCCCAGCUAAAGGAUUUAUGGGUUCUAAGCUGAAUAGGGUGUACUCUCAUUCCACCAACAACCUUUCCUCCAUGGCAAAUGAUGGGACACUUACCGUCAGGAAAUCUCCAAGUCGCUCUCAUUCUCCAUCGAGGCUGAUGUCUCCCGGCCGGCAGGCCAUGCAUAAUGGUGAGAGGGACUGGGAAGUUGCGUCCACCAUUUCGUCCCCUGCCUCCAUUCCAGAGUACACUGGACCCAAACUGUAUAAGGAGCCAAGCUUCAAGUCCAACAAGUUCAUCAUUCAUAACGCCAUCUCCCGCUGCUGUUUGGCAGGCAAGGUUAAUGAACCGCAGAAAAACAAGAUUAUAGAGGAAAUGGAGAAGAGUACCGCCAAUCACUUCCUCAUCCUUUUCCGGGACACGAGCUGCCAGUUCCGUGCAGUUUACACCAUGAACCCAGAGACGGAAGAGCUGGUGCGUCUGACUGGAAUCGGCCCACGGAUUAUCAGCCCCUCCGUGAUUGAGUCCAUCUACAAGUACAGUUCUGACCGCAAACAAUUUACCGCAAUCCCGUCCAAAACCAUGUCGAUGAGCGUGGACGCCUUCACCAUCCCUGGCCACCUGUGGCAGAGCAAGCGUCCAGGGACACCUAAGAAGCUUGGAACCCCCAAAUGAAAGCAAUGGGACUCGCCUGAUCUGGCCAGUGAUACCCAAAUUUUCUAUCCCCCUUACCCCCUGCAGUUCAGCACUGGAGCAGAGUCGGAGCUGGCUGUGCACCACUUCUAAGAGGAGCAUUAAAUUGUGUGGUCUAAAAUCUCACAAUCUGUGGUCCCUCAGAUUCAACAGUGCUCCAGCUGAACGCAUCCAUCUGCAUCUGUUCAGAUGGACAGAUGGAGAGGAAAAAAAUGCCAUAGCCAUUUUCAACAUUACAAGACAACACCUUUUUGGUGCUGUGGCCAACUGGAAUUGUAUAAAACACCUUAUGUUUGGCAAUUAAUCACUAAAACUGUAGAUGAAGUGACUUUGCCCAUUUCAGCCCUACCUUUUCCAACCUGACCCCAUUCAGUCAUCUUGAAUGUGACCCUCUGGCUAUUUAGAAUGGGAUGACAAACAGGCGCUACUUUAAGGACGUCAUUAAGCCGAAGCUUAGUCUCUGUUUUCAAUCUUCCUCUUCCUACUUCCCAGUCCUUCCUUUUUUUAUAUACAUUACAUUAAUCCUUUAUCUCUCUCUUCUCAUUUUUCUUCCUGUCUGGCCCUUCCUGUCCAGGGCACUGGAUGAACUCAUCUUGGAAUAUCACAGCUGAAUCCAGACUGUCAUUGCCCCUUAAUGAAUGUAGGGCACAAGCCAGCCAAGGGCUUCCCACUGUCUUUUGUCAAUGGCCAGUCAGUCCAGGGGGCUGGAGAUUUGAAAUCUUCCACUGGGGAGAAGAGGGCCAUGGUUAUUCAUGCUACUGUGCCUAAUUGUCCAAUAAGAGUGAAGGCUCAUGCUGCAACGUGUUGAGUGCCUCUAGCUUGCACACUGCAGCCCUGUCCUCUGCCUAGCCCUUACUUAGUUAGCUGUAGACAUCUGGAUGUUUUUUAAUACUACUUUUGACAUAUUUAUCCGAGUAACAGCGCUAGCCUUCGGGCCUCAGGUGAGCUGGGUUAAAACUCAUCCCAUGUAGGUUUUCCACUAUGUGCUUCAUGUCUUUGAGUUCAUUAAGAAUGAAUGAAGAAAAAAAUGAAGUCACUGAUUCUUUCUCUCUUCAUCUGUAACUGGAAAAAAAUUUGGAGGGGAAAAAAAAGAUGAUCAUUUAAUGUAUAUCAUGAAUGCUGUUAAUGAUUCUUUUCAUUUUUGACAAUGAUUUGUAUAUGACGAAGAGAGGCUUUGUAAAGGUAUGAAUAAGCUGCCCUGUGGCUUCAGCACUAGGAGCUGCACGCUUGUGCGGGUGUGGGUAUGUAUGUGAGCAUGAAAGAGGAAGAGAGUGAGACGCAAGGGAGAGAGAAAAUGAAUAAAGAUCACAUCUACAGAAACGUGAUUUAAAUUCCUCUUAUUUCAGGUUAAAUCGCCCUGUCUGCUGAAUCUACACUGAUCACAUGCACCAACAUGCUGUAGCAUGCAAGUAAGCCUGCAGUACAUUUUACAGGAAAUAUUCCGGUGUUUUUCAGCUUAAUGUUUAUCUGCUGCACCUGUAGCUUACGGUUUAUUACCAUGGAGUGUAAUUUCAACAUGUUUAUUUGGUAUUUGUACUUGGAAAUGAACUGAAAGUGUUAACUUGCAAUAUAUCUGUAGUAGUGACCACUGGGCAGCUGCUGAACUUUUUGUCCUUUAUGCAUUUUCCCCUGAAUGACACUGGAUUCUCUGAAUUAUGAGCUUGUUUAGAAGUCAGAAUUUGAAUAAUGCUACAUACAUAUACUACAAGCAAGCUCAAACUAAUUGAGUUAGUUGAAAUGAUGUAUGAAAGUAAAUCUACUGUUAAUUUUCGAUAAAAAACAAAACCGGCUAUUCAAACUGCACACUGUUACUGCCAAAGCAACUCAUGUAUUUAACAAAGCUUGCUCAAUGGGGACUUUUACCCCUUUAAGUUCAAGUCGCAAUCUGUGAUUGUUUCUCUCUUCAGCUGUAACUGGAAAAAAAAUUGGAGGAGGGAAAAAAGAAUUAUGUAAUGAUUUUCAUUUUUGAAUGUAGUUUGUAUAUGGUGAAGAGCGACUUUGUGCAUUGUAAUUUACUGCACAGAAAUGUUGUAUAUUCAUAUUUUGUCACCUUAGUGACCUUGUAAUUCAAAAGAACCAGUGACUUUGGGAGGAAAAGUGUCCAUCAAUGUAACAUCCAUCACUCUUCCCGUUGAGAAAAGCAGCCAAGACCUGGAGGUCACAAUAUGGGCAUAACUCCCAUUACAGAAUGACAUCACUAAGCUAGUAACACAACACAAAUCUAGUUUAAUCUCUGAGAGUGAAUUAUACAGAUAUACAAUUUUACAGUUUAACUUACUCUUCCCAAAUGUUUAUAAACAUCUACUGACAGAAUUCAGCUAUGGCCCGUUGACUUCUAUUUUAGGUGAAUCCUAAAUCAGUGGUCUUUGUAGUUCUUGUCCAAGUACAGGGGAAGUUGCUUUUCAUGGUAAUUGAUGGUGUGGCUACAGGUGCAGCAGACGGAGUUUAAAUUGAAAAAAAUCUCCCUUUAAGUUGUUGUUAAUUGGGAAUUAGUUUCAUGUGUAUCAGCCUUCUUCAUUUCAGGCAUGAUGCAACGGCCCUGUCGCUCUUUACGCAAGGGGCUUUUGAGCUGUACAUACUUACAAACCUUUGUUAAGCACUGGAACAAUUGAUUCAGCCAGAAUGCUUUCUACUGGCCCUAAGAAUGAAAAGAAUGAACUGCCUCCUGCUAAUAAAGAGGCCAUUUGCUUAUCUGAAGUGAAGAUGUGAAUAUUUUUAUAUAAAUGCAAUCAUUGUUUUGUGGAGUGGUUGAAUAAGUUUCUAUGUCUAGUGAAUGGGCAAUUAUGUGUGAGCUGCGUGUCUGUGUCUUGUCUUGGUCCAAUGAGAGAUCAUAGUGGUGAAAGUGAUCAUAGUGAUGAAACUGGAGUCUGUGCAAUCCUCCUGUAGAAUGUUAUGUCAGUUAUGGUUUAUUUAUUGGUUAAGGACUAGCUGGAAUUACUAUUAUCUUCUUUGAUGUUUAGUUUCAGAUUUUUAUUAUUUAUGUUCUGGUGAGGUGGUGAUUCACACAUUCAUUUCAUACUUUAAAAGGCACAUUGAACGUACUGGCCAUUUUCUUUUUUGUCUUUGUCACCAUGUUCAUAUCAGUAGUCUUUCUUUCUUCCCUGAUUGUUCGUAUUUGCAGAUCUGUCAGUCUGAGUGACUGAUCUGAGGAAUAAAAUCAUUUUUAAAUCA